AUGCGCAUUACGCAACCGAACGGUCUUCGUCCACAGAUGAGUUCUUUUAGGAUGCAGCAGGGAAAAGAAAAGCUCAUCUUCGUACCCAGUAUGUCCUAUGCUGCCGUCCCACUCUACCGCACCCUCUGUACUGCAACCGGUUUUUCAGGUACACCAAUUGUCAGUAGAAGCAAGUUCUUUUCAGAGCAACUUAUCCUGUCGAGGAAGCGCGAAGAAUUCGGUGCGUUACCCGUGGAGACAAGUCUUACGUUUUACAAGGCUAGGAAUAUGUCGAGCCAGGAUGUCAUUGGGAUUGCUACGUAUAAUGUUUCGCCUGGCCGGAUCGCAACUUGCUUCACCAAGUUCGAGUGUUUCUGCUUUGAGGAACAAAAGCUGUUUGCGGGCAAGGAAGUGAACGUGCUCUUGCCGUCCUUCAUCGGCCAAGACGUACUGAAUGACCCGGCAUGUAAGGACGUUGGUAAUGUUGUGCUCUCGUAUACAUUCUUCCGGGCCCGACGGAAUGAGAGAGGACAGCUUGAUCCAGAUGCACCUGAGGACGGUGUUCGAGCAUCAUCGGGAUUUGACAAGUACAAGCAUGCAGAAGAGAACAAAAAGGAUAGGGAUCAUAAUGAUAGACUCUCUACUCUGGCUAAUGUCGACGAUGAGACAGAACAUCCUCUUGACAUCAGCGAGAGCAUUGAAGACGCCGAAAGCACCGAAUCCGAAUAA
Molecule: messenger RNA, 708 nt
Organism: Fomitiporia mediterranea MF3/22
Lineage: Eukaryota; Fungi; Basidiomycota; Agaricomycetes; Hymenochaetales; Hymenochaetaceae
Exons: 7
Coding region: 1-708 (235 amino acids)
Cellular component (GO): mitochondrial inner membrane
Molecular function (GO): copper ion binding
Source: RefSeq, a predicted model, not a curated record